Molecule: messenger RNA, 3993 nt
Organism: Plasmodium coatneyi
Lineage: Eukaryota; Apicomplexa; Aconoidasida; Haemosporida; Plasmodiidae
Product: Exoribonuclease
Exons: 1
Coding region: 1-3993 (1330 amino acids)
Biological process (GO): nuclear-transcribed mRNA catabolic process
Cellular component (GO): nucleus
Molecular function (GO): RNA binding; 5'-3' RNA exonuclease activity
Source: RefSeq, a predicted model, not a curated record
AUGGGAGUACCCACCUUCUACCGAUGGCUGGUUACGAGGUACCCAAAAAUAGCCAAAGCCACCUACGAAACCAGAGACAGCGAUGUAUACGCAAGGAGAACGAAGAUUCAGGAUGGACACCGUGAUGGGGAAGGGAAGGCCACCUAUAGAGUACCAGACCUGAGCGACUAUGUAAACAACACAGAUGAAACGCACUGCUCAGAUAACAUAAAUGGCUACUUCGAUAAUUUGUAUCUUGACAUGAACGGAAUAAUCCACCUCUGCUCCCACAGUGACAAUAGCAAGAGGGCCAAAAGUAAUGAAGAAAUAUUUUUAAAUAUUUUUCUAUACAUAGAACGUUUAUUCGAUAUAAUUGAACCAAAGAAACUUCUCUACAUGGCUAUUGAUGGAGUAGCUCCAAAGGCUAAAAUGAACCAACAGAGGAGUCGAAGGUUUAAGUCUAUUCUCUGUUCAGAAAUUGAAAGAAAAGCAUACAUAGAAUUGAGGGAAAAAUUUUUGUCAGAAAAUCGGGAAGUUCCAGAGGAGUUCACCUUCUGGGACAGUAACAUUAUAACACCGGGGACUCAGUUCAUGUAUGAAUUGUCAGUUGCUUUGAAAUAUUUCGUGGAGCAUAAAAUUACAAAUGAUGAAAAGUGGAAAAACAUUGUGGUCAUUUUUUCAGAUGCUAAUGUUUGUGGAGAAGGGGAACAUAAAAUUUAUAAUUUUAUAAAAUCGCAGAGAGGUCAACCUGGCUACGAUCCGAACACCAGACAUGUAAUCCACGGGAUGGAUGCAGACUUAAUCAUGUUAUCGCUAGCUAGCCAUGAACCCUAUUUUUAUAUUCUAAGAGAAAUAAUUAUCCUAGAUUCUAAAGGGGAGGAAAAGGUUCAAAAUAAGGACUUCGUGGGGAUGCUGAAGAGUAAGCAGGAUUUACCUCUCUGUACCACCCAUAUGAGGAAAACGAAAAAAAUGUAUAGCAAAUAUAACGACCCACAUUAUGCUAACAUAAACAGAAGUCACAACUGCCAGAUCAAUGAUGAAAAUUGGAACGAAUUGCAAAUUUUAGACUUAACCAUUCUGAGGGAGUAUCUAUCGAAGGACUUCUUCUUCGAUUCUACCUACAACUUGGAAAGGUGCAUUGACGAUUUUAUUUUUAUCUGCUUUCUCUGUGGAAAUGACUUCCUUCCGCAUUUGCCUUCCAUUUCGAUUGCCUCGGGGAGCAUAGACCAGCUAGUCCUACUAUACCAGAAGGUGCUGCCCGUACUGGGGGACUACCUAAUUAAUGAGGGCAAGAUUAAUUUGAAGCCCUUUUCCAAAUAUGUGUCCUUCAUCGCGGAGGUCGAAAGGGAAACGUUCAUUUCGCAGUACGAUUUUAAGAAAAAGAGGGAAAAGAGGGACCAGCAGAAGGACUCCCUAAAGAGGGUUAAGUGCACCGAUGAGCAAAAUGACGGUUCGGGCAACAUCGCUGCGAUGCUGACGGGUGGUCCAACAAACAAUCGCGAUUGUGAUGGUGCCGGAGGGGAAGCCGUUAAUUCAAAUAGAGGAAGUGUACAGUUUAAGGAUGCCACGGUAAUGGGCACCGAAACGGGGACAGCAUCGGCAAGUUCACUAGCCGCCUCCACAACAUCGCCCCCCGCACCCGUGAAUAAGAAAAUGCUCUACGAGUCCAAAAUACAGAGCAUGCAGCCGAUUAGGAAUUUCAAGUUUAAGGAAAAGAAAGGUGAGAAGAGCAUCAACUUCCUCGUCCGCCCAGCGUCGUCUUCCAUUUCGGAGCAGGCACCCAACAACGAACCGUCGACUUUGCAGAAUGUGGUUGAGGAGGAAGCCCCUGCAUCGUCGGAGGAGGUACAAAUUGAGGAUCAGCCCAAUGGGCAAGCAGAACCAUGCAAAGAACAACCCAAUGGGGAGGUAGAAAAAUGCAAAGAGCAAACCAAUGGGGAGGAAGCACAAUCUAAGGAACAACCCAACGGGGAGGUACCCCAACCGGAGGACCCUCCCCCCAAAGGAGACCUUCAGUUCGACAUAGAAGACGAGGAAACCAAACGGAUGAACGAUAUUAACGAAUUUAACAUGCUCCUUAAGGAGGCCGUCAAAAAGGCAAGUCAGUGUGAAAACCCCAAAGAGGACGUAGAACUUGGGGGGGAUGAAAACCCAGAGUUGAUUAGAAUAAAGUACUACAAGUCCAAGUUCCAUUUGGAUGAAACCGACUAUGUAGACGACUUCGUCAAAGAAGUGGUAUACAAGUAUAUUGAAGGAUUAGCCUGGGUGCUUUCCUACUAUUUUCAAUCCUGUCCCAUGUGGCAUUGGUAUUAUCCCUAUUAUUAUGCACCCCUGUCAUCAGACCUAAUUAUAGAUAAUGUGAAUUUUACCUUCCAAAAGGACGAACCGAUUCUUCCCCUAGAGCAACUACUUUGUGUGUUGCCAUCGAAUUCUAGUCACUGCCUACCCAAGGGGUAUCGAGAAUUAAUGGUUCGACAUGAUUCCCCCAUUAUUGAUUUUUACCCGAAAACGUUUAAGGAGGAAGAGAAUGGGAAGAAGUACAAAUACCAGUGGGUUAUUCUCCUCCCUUUUGUAGACAAGGAGAGGAUUAUCAAACAUGCUAGAGAGCUAAAUGAUACCUUAACUGAGGAGGAGAGGAAGAGGAAUCGAAGAGGGAUGAACAAAAUUUAUAUGAACUGUUCACACCCUCUUUCGAAGCAAAUUACCAAGUCGAUAAAGGCAUACGUGAAGAAAAUGAAGGAGGAGGGGGAAAAGAAGAACGAUGCUGAUGUGAGUAGCACAGGGAAUGAGAAUGCUAAUCCUCCCGCUGGAAAUACCACCGAGGGGGAGUCCCUUUCCCUGACCGAUGGACCAACCAACGUGGAAGAAGCAGGCGAUUACAACAGCGAAAACACAUACGACCAAUUUUUUAAAAACAUGAAUUUAACCAUCCCGAUAAGUAACAACCGAGACAUGAACCUGUUUGGCUUUCUCAAUUGCAAACACGAAGACAGUGACGUUAACAUUUUAAAGAAAAUUUUUAAAUUUUCGUCCAAUUUUUCCACCACGUGUAAUAGCGCUUUCUUUGUCCAACCCGAACUUAUAAAGCACCGUUCAUCUCUUUUGCCAAACCAUAAGAGACCAAGGAAGGUGCUCACCGUGGUUGACAUCAACAACGAGGAGAGAAAACUCAGGUUCAACGCACCCGCAGCGAAGAGGAUGAUCCUGAACAGCCUAAGUACUAACCAUCCGCAUAUUUAUUCCUACGCGAGGGGUAAUCAGCCCAGAAGUCAUGUCAUAAAUUAUGGCAGCGGUGGUGGUUAUGGAGGGGGUGGAUACGGAGGAGGCGGUUACGGAAACGGUGGUUACGGAAACGGAGGCUAUGGAAGUGGUAACUACGGAGGAGGUGGUUAUGGGGGCCACGCUGGCCGGGACCAUAGAAACAACUACGCCAAUGGGAAUUACAACUCGCAUAUGAGUGCCCCCAAGAACCACGCGUCCUACCACCACGGCCCAAAUUAUCAAAACCACCAAAAUCAUCAAGCCUAUCAAAAUCAAAACCCGCAUUACGGCAACAAUUACCCGCCACCAACCUACAAAAAUGCGGUCAUGCAGAAGGUCCCAAGAAGUGCAGCCGCGGCGCACACUUACGACAGCAAGAAGGAGAGCAGCUAUAACAACGCCUACGACAGUAGCUAUGCAUCCCAUAGAAACCAAUCCAGCAGGGAUAAUCCAAACUAUGACGCACCCUACAACACUUCCCAAAGUGCGAGGUACAAGAACGACAACCGCGGUGGGCACGGGAGUCACGGAGGGCACACCACCCAUGGCAGUUACAAACACCACACUGGGUAUGGAAACUAUGGCAACCAUAACAGCAACCAUAACAGCAGCCAUAACAGCAGCCAUAACAACGAAGUCAACCAGCACAAACGAGACACCUUCAAAAGCGGUGCACAAAAUGGCGCGCCAGGGAUUAACAAGAAGGCCAACUACAACGGCAGAUCUGUUCCGUACAAGGAUAGGGAAUAUUGA